Molecule: messenger RNA, 471 nt
Organism: Camellia sinensis
Lineage: Eukaryota; Viridiplantae; Streptophyta; Magnoliopsida; Ericales; Theaceae
Source: RefSeq, a predicted model, not a curated record
AUGUAUGCAUUUGAGAGGUACAUGCAUAUUCUUAAGGGCUAUGUGCGUAACAAAGCCCGUCCAGAGGGCUCUAUUGCUGAAGGUUACAUUGAUAAUGAGGCUCUUACCUUUUGCUCUAUGUACUUCAACGAAGGUGAGACAAAAUUUAAUAGACCAGAGCAGAAUUAUGAUGGGCCUAUUAAAGCUACACAAGAUGGAAAUAUUUCUGUAUUUAAGCAAAAAGUACAUGGAAUAGGAGCUGCAAUUAAUGAUGUGUUGAAUUUAAAAGAUUUGAAGAAAGCUCGAUGGUAUGUGUUGAAUAAUUGUGAUGAAGUUCAACCGUAUGUGAGGCAAUACAUGGAUGAACUUGAGAGACAAGGUUUGAGAAAUGUUCAAGAGAGGCUGGAAUCAGAGUUUCAUACAUGGUUUCUAAAAUACGUAAGAGCUAUAAAUUUUUAACCUUAUUUGUGCAUUUAAAUAAUGUAGCUAAGU